Aspergillus melleus is the source of this 2388-nucleotide messenger RNA. It is a transcript of the gene adaB, whose product is annotated as Transcriptional adapter ada2, variant 2. The record is from RefSeq and is a predicted model, not a curated record. The transcript is spliced from 2 exons. Gene Ontology annotation, biological process: chromatin remodeling; regulation of transcription by RNA polymerase II. Bases 477 to 2012 code for a protein of 511 amino acids. Lineage: Eukaryota; Fungi; Ascomycota; Eurotiomycetes; Eurotiales; Aspergillaceae. Gene Ontology annotation, cellular component: SAGA-type complex; nucleus. Gene Ontology annotation, molecular function: transcription coactivator activity; protein binding; chromatin binding.
UGCGACUUCAUCAUUCAAUCUCUCAACAACAAUACUCAACCUCCCCUCCACCCCCCCCCAACAGCGCCACUCUUGUCGUGACACUUUCGGCUUACUCCUUUUCAUCGCGUUUUCUCGCCUCCCCUGAUUUGCUGCCGAUCGAUCGACCUGUCAUUCUCUUGGCAAAUCCCCAGCCGAUUGCGGAGACUGCAUCCCCUUGUUUUCGCUCUCUCACACACCUCACCCUUUCCCGCGCAUAACCCCUUUCGGUCCGAUCCCUCUAUAGAUAGCCCUCUGCCUUUUCUGGAGGGCUUCACGUGUGUUCGAAACGGCUCAGGAUCUAGUGGAGGAUGAAAGGGCUCCGCGACCGAUGGGUGUAAUUCGAAAGAAGACCGCCUCGCGCGGCACAGAGGCAGGGACGAAAUACCAUUGCGAUAUCUGCUCGGUGGAUGUGACUUCGACGGUAAGUGAACUGAACUUCCUUUCUUUUCUACCGGAUGCCGCGUCGCUUCGCGGAUGGCUGCGUCCGGAACGUCUCGAAGUCAGACAUGUCUGACCGUCUGUCCCAUCAGGUGCGCGUUUCCUGUGCCGACCCCGCCUGCCAUGAAUACGACCUUUGCGUUCCCUGUUUCUCUGCCGGAGAGAAGUCGAAGAAUCAUGACCCGUCGACACAUCGGUACCAGGUGAUCGAACAGAACUCGGUGCCCAUCUUUGACGAGGAUUGGGGUGCUGAUGAGGAGCUGUUGCUCUUGGAAGGCGCCGAUAUCUACGGGCUAGGGUCCUGGGCGGAUAUCGCGGACCACAUCGGCGGAUAUCGGACGAAGGAGGAGGUCCGGGAUCACUAUCUCGGCACCUACGUGGACAGCCCCAAUUUCCCGCUCCCCGUACGCGCCGACCCGGAGGAUACACGACUGUCCGACUCGAUCCCCAAGGAGGAGUUCCAAGCGCGGAAGAAGCGCCGCAUUGAGGAGCGCAAGGACGCGGCCAAGGCGGCGCCUCCCACCACGCCGAAGCAGAAACCGACGGCCAGUGUACCGGCCUGCCACGAAGUGCAAGGUUACAUGCCGGGACGAUUGGAAUUCGAAACGGAGUUCUUGAACGACGCCGAAGAGGCGGUGCAACACAUGGCGUUUGAGCCGGGGGCGGGAGAAACGGCCAACGGGGAACUCGAUGCCGAGAUGGAGCUGAAGAUGACGGUGGUGGAUAUCUACAACUCCCGACUGACCGCGCGCACGGAGCGCAAGAAGAUUCUCUUUGAACAUACCCUCCUCGAGUACCGAAAGAACACGGCGUUGGAGAAGAAACGCACGAAAGAAGAGCGGGAUCUUCUGAACAAGGGGAAACCGUUUGCGCGGAUGAUGAACCACGAUGAUUUUGAGGAAUUCAACAAGGGUCUAGAAUACGAACAUAACCUACGACUGGCCAUCGCGCAGCUACAGGAAUGGCGACAGAUGGGUAUCGGCGACCUCAAGGGCGGAGAGAAGUACGAACAAGAAAAGCAGUCCCGCCAGCAGAAAAUGGCGCCUCAGGGAUCGUUCGAUCGGUUUGCCAGCAACCGCCCGAAACAGUCACAAAUCACCGAGCAGCCCUCGGCCGCUAGCCAGCUGACCACGCCCGAACUCCCGCUGCGCCUACAAAAGGCCUCCGGCGCACCCAAGCCGCCCGAGCCGGUCAACCAACCGCUCAAUGACUUUGAUCGGGCCUUUGCUAGCGGGGGAGAGCUCCCAACGAUGCAGCCCGCCAAGACCAAGUUUGUCGUGCAGCCGCUGAACGGAAUAAUCCCCUGGAAGCUGGAGAAUGACGGCGCGCCCGAUCUCCACUUGCUGACCAAGGAAGAGGUCGAGGUGUGCAACGUGCUUCACAUCCAGCCGAAGCCGUACCUUGUGAUCAAGGAGACUCUAUUAAAGGAGUCCAUGAAACAGGGGGGCAGCUUAAAGAAGAAAGACGCGCGAACUAUUUGCAAGAUUGACGGAACGAAAACGAGUCGAAUUUACGAUUUUAUGGUGCACAGUGGCUGGAUCAACAAGGCGUAGAAGCGAGAUGAACUGAACAGGACGAACCUUUAUAUUCACGGAUCGAAAUCCAUAUCAAACUUUCAAGAAGGAAGGAGUUGGGGCGUUGAGCGGGCAUGGGGUGGUUAUGAGGAUAGAUACAUAGCCACUUUGCACCAGCGAGGUUAUUUGAUUCAAUUGAUUCCAUCUUUAUUAUCUGUCACCCUUUGAAUGUCACUGUAUAUUUCACCCAGUAUCUGCUCAGUGUCUCAUGCCAUGUAGUUCCAUGAAAGUAGUCCAUGACAUGCACCUAAGCGUUAGAACCAGGCCCGGCCAAAUCCCCACAUAACUAAUCCCAAGUUCUCCGCACUCGGGCCUCGGCAUGUCCAACCUACACUUCUUAUAACCAUCUCUCCUC